AUGGACAUCUUGCUGAUGUUGUUCUCUCUGUUGGUGCUUGGGUCACUAGGAAAGCCAACAGCGCUGGCAUCCGGAGUGAUAACAGGCCAGCAGAGCCCCGAGGGGAACUGGGCGCAACCAUCCCGUGCCGGUGCCACGCUUAAUGGCUGCCCGACGAGAUGCGGCAGCGUGAGCUUCAGCUACCCCUUUGGCAUCGGAUCCAGGUGUUCCCGGGGUCCCGACUUCAACCUCACUUGCAACGACACCGUUCAUCCCCCCAGACUGUUCUUGCGCGACGGCAUUACCGAGGUGAUCAUCUUUGAUGACCUUGACUCCAUCAAGGCCUCUUUCUCGCAUACCAUCCCCAUGAAAUCAGGUGUCAGUGUCUACAACUAUUCUUUGAAACCGCCCGGGAGGUCCUUCUCUCUUGGGUCCACUGUUCUAAAUAUUACCGGCUGUGGCCUAGAGGUAUACUCUGUUGUAGACUAUGCCACCACGUUGAAAUGCCGCACUGCGUGUCUGGAUCCAAGAAUCCCAGAGAUGGUGGCUAUGCACAACUGCAAAAAUACAUCCGGAUGCUGUCGUGUUAAUGGCUAUGGUAACGUCGAUUUUCUGUUCAAAUUUGGUUACAACCAUGGCAAAAGCAACAUUGAUGGACGCUAUAACCAGACCUCUCAACUAUGGGAUAGAAUCAGCAUAACUAGUGACAGGUCGAAUGACUUUCAGCUAUUGUGGAAGAUAGUUGACCAAUCCAACUGUGUUGCUGCCAAGCAAAACAGGACAAGCUAUGCCUGUAUUGGCAAGUAUGCUGAGUGCAUUGACAGUACCAGGUUAUUCUGUGGCAUCAAAGAUGCCGAGUGCAUUGACGGACGCCUUGGCUACAGCUGCAUUUGCAGCACUGCCUAUACAGGCAACCCCUACAUUAAAGAUGGUUGCUUCAAUGAUAGAGGAUAUAAUCCAAUUCCGAGCAGGGCUAAUUGUAUACGUUCGUGUGGUAACAUUAGUGUGCAAUUCCCAUUCGGCUUUGAGGAGGGUUGCUUUGCCAGGAAAGAGUUUCACCUCAACUGCACAAAUACGACAUCAUCAGCUGCCCUGGUCAUGUUGGACUUGUGGGAGAAACAGGUCAUUGACAUAAAUGUUGACGAAGGGACCAUUAAUGUCACCAUUAUUCCUGACCAAAAUUCUGCGAACUCCCUGUUUAUAUUAGAGCCUAACAGUCUUUUUUCUACAUAUGGGUUAUUUUUCUCUAUGAAAUGGGUUGCUGCUAAUCUAAGUUGCGCAGAGGCCGAACGGAAUAAAUCUGGAUAUGCUUGUGUGAGUACGAACAGCAAGUGCAUGGGAGUAAGUGCUGAAGGGGUCUAUGCUGGUUACCGUUGCAAAUGCUCAGAUGGCUUCCAAGGAAAUCCAUACAUCCAAACCGGUUGUCAAGAUAUUAAUGAAUGCCUUCAACCGAGCAAUUGUAACGGGACAUGCCAUAAUACCAGAGGAAGCUUUAGUUGUACUGAAUGUCCUCCCAAGACUAAGUAUGAUUCAUUAAAAAUGCAGUGUACUAAGAGGCAACAACCUCUGCUCUUAGGUAUAAUAAUUGGGUUAUCAUGUGGUUUGGGUGUCCUACUUCUGAGCUUCAGUGUAGUGCUUCUCACUCGUAGAUGGAAAAUAAACGUUCAAAAGCAACUACGGAAGAACUAUUUCCGAAAGAACCAAUGUCUUCUCCUAGAAACAUUGAUAUCAUCUGAUGAAACUGCAAAUGAUAAUACAAAGAUUUUCUCGUUAGAAGAGCUAGAGAAGGCAACAAACAACUUUGACCCUGCACGUAUCAUCGGACGUGGGGGGCAUGGCAUGGUUUACAAAGGCAUAUUGUCUGAUCAACGUGUUGUUGCAGUAAAAAAGUCUAAGGUCAUUGAGCAGUCUGAGAUCAGUCAAUUUAUCAAUGAGGUUGCAGUCCUCACCCAGAUAAAUCACAGAAAUAUUGUGAAGCUCUUUGGAUGUUGUCUCGAAACCGAGGUUCCAUUGCUGGUGUAUGAUUAUGUAUCCAGUGGCUCACUGUCUGAAGUUCUUCAUGCAGAUGAAAGUGAUGGUUUUUCUUUGUCUUGGGGUGAUUACUUAAGGAUUGCCCUGGAAACAGCAGGAGCUCUAUCUUAUCUGCACUCUUCAGCUUCAAUAUCAAUCUUCCAUCGUGACGUCAAAUCCUCAAAUAUACUCUUGGAUGUGAACUACACGGCUAAAGUGUCAGAUUUUGGCGCGUCCAGAUUGGUUCCAGUCGAUCAAACACAUAUUGUUACGAAUGUGCAAGGUACAUUUGGGUACUUAGAUCCAGAGUAUUUCCAUACCAGGCAGCUGAACGGGAAGAGCGACGUGUACAGUUUUGGUGUGGUACUAGUGGAGUUGCUUCUGAGAAUGAAGCCUGUUUUCACAAGUGAAUCAGGCAUAGUCAAGAGCUUGUCAAACUAUUUUCUGCAGGAGUUCAAUGAGGGGAGAAUCAUAGGUAUUGUUAAUUCUCAGGUCCUUGAGGAGGCAACCGAGGAAGAGAUCAAUGGUGUUGCCUCUCUUGCAGAGCGGUGCUUGAGGCUACACGGCGAAGAAAGACCAACCAUGAAACAGGUGGAGACCGAACUGCAGACUAUACUUACAAAACGGAUGAACUCAUCUCAGCCUGAUCCGAGAAAUGGAGAGCAGAUGCAACCAAGGUCGUUAACUCAAAGAAGUAGAUCUGCUCGGCAAUUGUCCGCACAGCCAGGAGGUAGCCAACGACGCUAUAGCUUGGAGGCAGAGUUCUUGUCAUCUGCUAGCCUACCACGCUAG
Triticum dicoccoides is the source of this 2781-nucleotide messenger RNA. Its product is annotated as wall-associated receptor kinase 1-like. The transcript has 4 exons. NCBI's taxonomy places the organism in Eukaryota, Viridiplantae, Streptophyta, Magnoliopsida, Poales, Poaceae. The coding region runs from base 1 to 2781 and encodes 926 amino acids. Gene Ontology annotation, cellular component: plasma membrane. Gene Ontology annotation, molecular function: calcium ion binding; protein serine/threonine kinase activity; ATP binding. Gene Ontology annotation, biological process: cell surface receptor signaling pathway; protein phosphorylation. The record is from RefSeq and is a predicted model, not a curated record.